AUGGCCAAGAUCAAUGACCUAAUGGCGGUCUCGUCAGAGGCUGAGCUCAGAGAUGUGCUGGAUCUACUCCAUGAGCGGGAGGGUGCUCUCAUUGACAAGCUUGAUGCCCCAAUGAAGGACAGUAGAUAUUUCCGUCGAGGUCUUGGCGGUCUAGAUAGUCUCCAUGGAGACCUGGAUAUGCAACUCAUCGCAGCUCGAAGCAUCCAUAGAGCAAUGCUAUCUACCGCGGGUGACACCGCUGAGCGACUGUCUACCAUGAUACGCGCUUUAGAUAUGGAGAAGAGAAGGGUAGAGGCUACGCUGAUUGUUAUCGAGCAAGUAAUGGAGCUCAAGGCGUGUAUAGCUGGUCUUAUAGGCAGCAUGGGUGCUCCUCAGGACUGGGAGGCUGCCGCCAACUACCUCUCACUCGCAUCAAAUAUAACUGAGGAUGUUAUUCGCGGGGACUUCGCUCUAGCUGUUGUCCCGAGCAUUGAGGCUCCAGAUCCCCCAUGGACUACAAUCCAGACUACUCGCAAAAGCCUCUGUGGUCUAUUUUUAAGAGAAUUUAACGCUGCUACUGAACAAGGGGAUGGAGAAGAGGUCGCACGAUUCUUCAAACUAUUUCCAGUCAUUGGAGGCGGUGCGGAAGAAACGGGGCUGGAAGCCUACGGGCAGUAUAUCUGCCAAGGUAUGGCGGAAACAGUCCGAUCAGCUCUCGGAGGAGCACACAAGGAACGUGGCAAGCAGAACGAUUUUUUUUACGCAAAUAACCUAACACGGCUGUUUGAGCACAUUGUGCAGAUCAUCAACAGCCACAGUGGUCUGGUAGAGAGGCAUUACGGCGCUGAUAAAGUCGUGAAGGUCAUUGAAAGACUUCAAAAAGAGGCUGGCAUCCAGGGCGGUAUUAUCUUGGAUAUGUGGAACGACGAACGGGCGGUUACUAGGAUGAUGGCCGAUAUUAAGAGUUAUCCUUUCUAUUUCCUCUCGAAAAGCAUGAUGCCUCUGGACAAAGAUGAAUUUGACUUGGAUGUGAAGAAUGUUGAGGGGCUCUUUGGAGAAAUGACAACCAUGCUAAGGAGUUGGUCGCUUUACGAACGAUUUAUUGCAAGUCAAUGCAAGGGUCUCCUCGACCAAGAGGAAAAGCUGCCGCUUCCGAAAUUUCUCGAUCAGUGUAAUCUCCAUAAGAAGAUCUCAGAGAAGGUCAUCGAGCCAUAUAAACUUACGGCAACAUUCCUCUUCCGAAGAUCAGUGGGGAAGGCUUUUGAGAUGGACGCUGCACCAAGUGGCCUCUCACUGUCGAAGCCGUACGAUGGCAGUCCACCGUUCAUUCUGCAAGCCGUAGACGACAUAAUGUACGUCGUGGACAAUCUACUACAGCAUAUCCUGUCUACGGGAAAUAGAGAGGUGACUGUCUAUAUCAUCUCGGCUAUCAGCAGGGUCCUCGAAUCGGAUUUCAUCGGGAUCAUCCAUAGGCGCAUGAGAGACCAGUGUUACCCCAAACCACUGAUUCAGGGUGGGUUUCCACCGGAGGACAAAAUUAUCAGCUUCAUGGUUUUGAUGAGCACUCUCGACAUGGCGAAGGAGUACCUAGACCGUGUUAUAAGCUCCAAAGGUUAUUUCCCGAAAAGUCAAGGCGAUCUGGCUGGCCCAUCUACCCAACCUCUCAAAGAUUCCUUCCCAUUUGGCAGGGACGCCGAGCUGGUUGCAAAUGCACUACAUACUCUGAACAGCGCGCUAUCUGCUAAAGCUACAGAACUUCUGAACGAUGGCACCCGGGAACUCUUUGAUGAGGUUUUGUGGCCCCGGAUCAGGCUGAUUCUCACAACCUCUUUCCAAGACGCAGUUUACGAUGUGUCGGAAGGGGAGUCCUUGGAUGAAGGUGACGUCGAUGGAGAGACAACACAGCAAGUGUCGGUGCGAUUCGAAGGCGGGUGGUCAGCCUUGACACGGCCACUGAAGCACAUCAUGACGCCGAGAACAUACGCAGCAUUGGCCAGCCUUGCAGCCAACAAGCUGGCAAGGGUGUUAGAGAAGCGUGCGUGGAGUUACUCUGGCCGUUUGACUGCACUUGGUGGUUUGCGGUUGGAGUCUGACUUCUCGGGUAUUAUAAGCAUCAUCGCCCAGGACGACUACGCCCUUCGCGAACCGUUUACUCAAUUGCAAGAGAUUCUUGCAAUUGCGAAUAUGGAAGAUGAUGAAUGGGAUGAGCUUGAAUCAGGAUAUGACUCGUCCAGGCAAGGAAGAAGCAGGUUACUCAGUGACGAGGAUGUGGCUAAGGCGCGCAAGAUCGUGAGAAGAUAA
Fusarium oxysporum Fo47 is the source of this 2280-nucleotide messenger RNA. Its product is annotated as Golgi transport complex subunit COG4. NCBI's taxonomy places the organism in Eukaryota, Fungi, Ascomycota, Sordariomycetes, Hypocreales, Nectriaceae. The transcript has 3 exons. The record is from RefSeq and is a predicted model, not a curated record. Bases 1 to 2280 code for a protein of 759 amino acids.